This is a messenger RNA of Ilex paraguariensis (yerba mate), 2291 nucleotides long. NCBI's taxonomy places the organism in Eukaryota, Viridiplantae, Streptophyta, Magnoliopsida, Aquifoliales, Aquifoliaceae. The record is from the annotation of a GenBank genome assembly.
GUUUGACAAAAAUGGCCAAAGAUCCAUUCCUCUACCACCAGCAAUAUCUCCAACUAGGUCUCUGUCUCUCUCCUCUGUUAGCUAAGUCCUUAACCCCCCAUUCUUUUUUUUCUAUCUCUUAUAAUUCCAUUGCACUCUUUUGGAUUUCUUUGUUCUUUCCAUGGAAAAGCACCACCAGCAGCUGUCACUGGCCAAGUGUUCUCGCCAGCGUUGCAGCGAAUGGAUAUUCCGAGAUGUUCCUAGUGAUAUAACGAUAGAAGUGGAUGGUGUUACAUUUGCAUUGCAUAAGUUCCCUCUUGUCUCUCGGAGUGGACGAAUCCGGAAGUUGGUAGCAGAACACAGGGAUUCUGAUAUAUCAAGGAUUGAGCUCUUGAGCCUUCCCGGAGGUGCCGAGUCAUUUGAGCUGGCAGCCAAAUUCUGCUAUGGUGUUAACUUCGAGAUUAUAUCUGCAAAUGUUGCUCAGCUUUGCUGUGUGUCAGAUUACCUGGAAAUGAACGAGGAGUAUUCUAAGGAAAAUCUUGGUUCCCGUGCUGAAGAAUAUCUUGAUAGCAUUGUCUGCAAGAAUCUUGAAAUGUGUGUUGAAGUCCUGCAACAUUGUGAAAAUCUAAUUCCUCUAGCUGAUGAGCUGAAAAUUGUUGGCCGAUGUAUUGAUGCUAUAGCCUCUAAAGCUUGUGUAGAGCAAAUUGCUUCGAGCUUCUCACGCUUGGAGUAUAGUAGCUCAGGAAGACUUCACAUGAACCGGCAGGCCAAAUGUGAAGGAGACUGGUGGAUAGAAGAUCUCUCUGUUCUUCGGAUUGACUUGUAUCAGUUAGUUAUAACAGCCAUGAAAUGUCGUGGUGUCCGACCUGAGAGUAUUGGAGCAUCACUUGUGAACUAUGCUCAGAAAGAGUUGACUAAGAAAUCCAGCUUAUGGAAUCAAUCUAGCCAGCCAAAAGUUGACUUGGUUUCUGGUUCAAGUGGGCAUGAGAGACUUGUGGUUGAGACAAUUGUUAGCCUUCUUCCUGUUGAAAAAUUCACUGUGCCCAUCAACUUUCUCUUGGGGUUGUUGCGAAGCGCUUUGAUGCUUGACUGCUCAGUUGCUUGUAGGCUUGAUCUUGAAAGACGGAUUGGGUCACAGCUAGAUAUAGCUACUCUUGAUGAUCUUUUGAUCCCCUCCUUCCGCCAUGCUGGUGACACUUUAUUUGAUGUUGACACAGUUCACAGAAUCUUGGUUGACUUUGCUCAGCAAGAUGAUAGCGAAGAUGAUAUGGAAGAUGCCUCAGUAUUUGAAUCUGAUAGUCCUCCUUCACCCUCCCAAACUGCAUUAUUCAAAGUUUCAAAAUUGGUUGACAAUUACCUUGCUGAAAUUGCACCUGAUGCAAAUCUCAAGCUCACCAAAUUCAUAGCCAUAGCAGAAACUUUACCAGCACAUGCACGUACUAUUCAUGAUGGACUUUAUCGAGCCAUUGAUGUUUACCUCAAAGCUCAUCAGGGUUUAUCAGAUCCAGAUAGGAAGAGGCUCUGCAACCUGAUCGAUUUUCAAAAGCUUUCACAAGAAGCUGGUGCACAUGCUGCACAAAAUGAACGCCUUCCUCUCCAGUCAAUUGUGCAAGUACUUUAUUUUGAACAGUUGAGGCUCCGAAAUUCCUUAUCCUGCUCUUAUCCUGAUGAUGACCACAAGCCAAUGCAUCAAUCUUGGCGGAUCAGCAGCGGUGCUCUCAGUGCUGCAAUGUCUCCCCGGGACAACUAUGCAUCACUAAGGCGAGAGAACCGGGAGCUGAAACUUGAGCUAGCUCGACUGCGGAUGAGAUUAAAUGAUCUGGAAAAAGAACAUGUUUGUAUGAAGAGGGAUAUGGAAAAAUCUAAUUCUCAUAAAUUCAUGAGUUCCUUUUCCAAAAAGAUUGGCAAGCUGAACUUUUUCGGUCAUAGUUCUUCAAGGGGAUCAAGUUCUCCCUCAAAACAGUCACAAAGAACGGAUUCUAAACUAACCGAGAGAACGUGAACAAGCACAAUUCUUAGGUAAUUCAAUUUGCUCAAUUUUUGUUAAAAGCUUCUGUUGUGUAACUAUGAGGCAAGUCGUCAGUUAUGUUUAUUUUGGGUUUUUUUUCCUUUGGUUCCCUAUUGACACUUUUUUUUUCUUACUCCCAUGUUGUACAUGAGUUAUGGGCUUUGCUUUAGCAACAGAAAGAAGUUCUUGUUUCAGUCACAGGGGUCGUUUUUCAGUGAGCAAGACUUUGAUAUAGUUUAUGCAAGAUUGUAUAACCUAAACAUGUGGGACAUCCUAAUUUCAAGUAUUUUGCAGCCUUAAUGUU